UUUUUGUUUUGUUUGUCUCUUUUGUUUCGUUUGUUGAGUUGGAACUUGGAUAUUGGAUUGGAUUGGAAGCUGCUGAGCUGUGGCAUUUAGAGGUUAACAAAAUUGUCAUAAUGAUUCCUCAAUAUUUUUGUUUUGUGAUGCGUUUAAUUGUGACAGACUCUAUUGUUUUCUAUUCACGUGAAGUUUCUCCUGAAUUUUCUUCGUAGCGUAGAUUUGAAAACCUCCAUCAUGGCGUGACAAAAUUUGGUGAAAAAUGGCUUUUAUUUAGACUUUCAAAAUUUUAGGUUAAGCCGUUUUCAUCGUACCAAAUCAACUUGAAAUAAUAUUUUCAUAAUGCCUCAAGGUAAUCAUUUGCUGCCAAAACCGGAUUGCACAAAUGCAUGUCAAUCGCUAAUCCAUGGUUCUACAAUUAAUGCUGUGAUAACCAAACGAGCUGUCACUGACAAGCAAUUGGCAUCUUACAUCAGCAGUUUGUGCUGCAAUUUUAGUCGAGUGCGAGAUGAGACGGGAAGGACUGCACUUCACAUGGCAGCCUCGUGCGGCAGACUGGGUCUGUGCCGGUGGCUGGUCAAGUACUGCCAAGCUGAUCUGAACGCUCGUGACAAGGAGAACGCAGCAACGCCUCUGCAUCGCAGCAUUUUCUAUGGACAGAUCCAUGUGGCUGUCUUCCUCAUCAAGGUUGGUGCAAGCACCUCACUGUUCGAUGAAGAUGACCUGUUGUGCUUUGAUGUGGUGAAUAGCGGUAGGGUUGUGGGGCCUGGGGGCGGAGGAAGUGGGAGCGGUCAGGCGUAUGUGUGGGGCGGCAACAGCAACUACACGCAUGGCUCGGGAAGCCAGCAGGCGCGAGCCAAUCCUGAGCUUGUUGACUACUUUCGCCGAAAUAAUAUCGCCAUCAGUCAGAUCUGUAUGGACAAGUUCCACACAGUGUUCCGGAGCGAGGAGGGGCGCUUAUGGGCGUGCGGACACGGACAGGGGGGUCGCCUGGGCGUCGACUCGGAGGCCACCUUCAUCAUCCCCCAGCCAAUGCGCAUGCGCAGUCCCCCCGACCCUAUCACCUUCGUCGCCAUCGGUCGCGAUCACACCGUACUACUCACCGAAAACGGAGCUGUAUUGACGUGCGGUUUGAACACUCAUCAUCAGCUGGGUCAUUCGCCUCCGCCAGCCAAGCUCCUCGUUCCACGGCCAAUCCAUCUGCGCAGUCUGAGGGUGUCCAAUGUGAUUGGGGUCUCGGCGGCUCGCUUCCACUCUGUCUUCUGGACCAAGGAUGCCGUCUGCACUUUCGGCCUGCACGCCGGUCAACUGGGUCAUCCGAACCUCGAAGAGUCGAAAGAGUUGACAGUUAUUGUUCCACGUGUGGUUCCAUGUUUGGAUAAGGAUGUGACAGUGAAGUGUGCGGCAGCAAGUGAUGGAGCCACGGUUGUCGUUGGAGAGAGAGGGCUGAUCAAUAUCAUUUACGUGCUGCAUCGUUAUCAAACUAAACGAUUAGUGUCCAAACUGUCCAUAGAAAGAGUUUGCGUAGUUGGCGGCACUCUGAAUGCUCGUUCUGAUACAAAGUCUCUAAUAGAGCAAGGCGGAGAAACGUUGAAAUUAUUGACUCUAACUUCAGAUGGCAAGAUUCAUGUAUGGCAGGAAACAUCAACACAGCUCGAACAGUGCACAUUCAAUCUCCAAAGACGACUAAUUAUAAAAGAUGUUUGUCUAUCACGUAAUAUAAUUUUAUUUUCUACGGACGAUGGAAACGGCUUUAUCGGAAAUUUUACCACAAAUAACAAAUUGAAAGGUUCAGAUACACCCUAUAUUGAAAUACAACGUCUACCACAUCUUCAUAGAACCACCUCGAUCACUUGUGACCCAAAAGGCCGCAAUUUUGCUGCUGUUCAGAUACACCCAAGGUCUCUGAUCACCCCGCAAGUUAGUGAAAGAGAACUUAGUCAUGACUUGGCAUCUUUACUGGUGGACGCGUCUGAGACUGAUUCUUUACACGACAUUACAUUCGAGGUUGGCGGUGAGAGGUUCCCAGCACACAAAUACAUUCUGAGCUUGAAUAGCUCCCUGGGCGAGAAAAAUGAAUGCCUGAAAGAGCAUGGCUCUGUAGCCAAAGUGGACAACGUGCAUCCUCUCAUUUUUCAUCAGCUGCUUCUCUUUAUAUAUUCUGGAGACUGUGAUCUCAUCCAUCCUGGACCAUGUCGAAUCAAGAUAAUGAAUAACGCAAAGAGAGAGGAUCCUAUCAGACUUCUAGCUGCCGCAGCAACGGAAUUUAAAGUCCAUGCUCUCAACAAAAUACUGCAUUUAUUAAGGUAUGACGGCAAUAAAAUUCUUAUGAAGGAGGGUUUCAGCGAUUUGAAGAAGUCAAAGCCAUUUGCGCUAGAUUACAACGCUCGUAAAGACCUUUAUGACGUGGUAAUUGCUGGCAAUGAUGGAGGGACCAUUCAGGCGCACAAGUGCGUCCUGGCAGCGCGCCUAGAGUACUUCAGACAUAUGCUGUGUGGCGGUUGGGUCGAGGCAUCUGUCAGCAGUCCUCUUUCGCUGCCUUUUAGCACAGCGAUUCUCACAGAUCUGAUCUCUUUCCUUUACUCAGACUCCGAGAGUAGUCUCUCAACUCUGAUGAUUUGGAGCAUGUGUGCAGAAAACAAUGUUCUAAUCGUAGCCGACGAGCUGCUAGUGACUCGGCUGAAGGAGAUGUGCGAGAUGUCGUUGUCAGUUUGCUUGAACCUUAGGAACGCCGGCCUCCUCCUGCAGUUCUCCUCCACUUACAACGCGCUGCAGUUGCACAAGUGCUGCAUGUCCUUCAUUGCUUCCAACUUGGCCGCCGUACUCGAAAUGAGAACUCUAGAUAUUGUGAGCCUCGACGAGCUGAAUAGUCUGAGCGAGUACGUGAGGUCGACUGUGGCCUCCCUGGCCAAUCACGUCAUCACUCCAUUCACCGACGCACCAAAAGACGAAGAAGUCAUUUCAGCUUCGGAAAAAUUCACUGUGCCCUGGGAUGAAGAGGACGAGUAUUCAUCUAUCAAUGAUCUGGGAUGGGAGUCGGAGUGGCUGAAGAACUAUGUGCCUGGCCUGCAGCAGGCCGGCAAAAGCUUUGUGGCGUCCACUCCGGUCGCCGCCAAGAAGAAGCAGCGCACUCCCAAACUGAGCACGAACGAAGCGCAGAGGCGGCGCUACGAGUCUGUCGGCUCCAUCCGUGACCUGGAGAAGACGCUCGAGUCACCGCUGUCCAGGUCACUCAACGACAACCCCGAACCCCUCAAAGAGAACGAGUCGUCGCCUGGUGUUGAGAGAUUGCUGAAAAACCAUGUGAUCGCUCAACUGGAAGAUGAUGACUUCGAUCCCAGUCUAUUCAUAAAACUGCCGGGCUCAGCUUCAGGUCUGUCGAGAAAUAGAAAGAACUCAUCCGGAGACACUCUUGACGACAAGUCAUUCCCGUCCCUCACUGAAUCUCUCUCAGACACAUCCAGCUUUCCAGAACUAUCCGAACAGUUGAGCUCUUUGAAAAUAACUCCGAAAAAGAAGAGUAGUUCGAGCAAUGUGAAAAGAUCAGCGCCUGUGAAACUGUCUCAAAAGCAGCAGAAGAAGCUGGCUUUGGCCGAGUCGAUGUCACCCGGCAAGAGUGAAGUGGCCAACAGUGCCAGUCCACCCACCUUCGCCUGGGCCAACGUCUCUUCCCCUCCACAAGCCACCACCUCUUUCACCGACAUACUCAGGGAAACUAGAAACAAUAAUUCUUCUUUUCCCUCAACUGACAGGUGUUCAGUGACGUCAUCAUCCCCUCAAGCCACUAGAGGAUCUCCUAGUUUAUCCGAUAUAGUGGCUGAUGAAUUGAAGCAGAAAGAAAAUUGGAGUAAAAUGAGGAGCAAACCAUUUCAUCUGACUCAGAUAGAGGAUAAAGCCAUUGAGGAUCUGCUAGCAUUCUACAAUGCAGAGAAUGUGUUUGAUGAACGCAUCACCGUGCAAAGAGUGGUGAGGGGCACCGUUGCCAUGCCAACCUGGUUCAAAUCAAAACGAUGACUCCAUUAUUUGGAAAGUUUACAAUUUAUUUCUAGUUUAUCUAAUUUUAUUCUUAACAUUGAGAGCACUAUGUGUUCCUCCCAAGGAAUUCAAAUUCUGAUAACUGUUGUACCGUACAUCAAAGAUUGUUUUGUUGAUUUCUCUUCUCCACUACUGUAUUAUAAUUAUUUCUGUUUUA
Nilaparvata lugens (brown planthopper) is the source of this 4183-nucleotide messenger RNA. Its product is annotated as inhibitor of Bruton tyrosine kinase. The record is from RefSeq and is a predicted model, not a curated record. NCBI's taxonomy places the organism in Eukaryota, Metazoa, Arthropoda, Insecta, Hemiptera, Delphacidae. Gene Ontology annotation, molecular function: protein binding. The coding region runs from base 334 to 4005 and encodes 1223 amino acids. The transcript is spliced from 22 exons.